AUGGAUUAUCGCGGCAAUUCCACCGCUGUUAUAAAUAACAAUCCUGGAAAUGAAAGUACCAUUAAUGACUACCUCUCUGGCUCCAUCUCUGCUAUUACUAGCCCAACAGGGGGCCGGGGGUCAACUCGAUAUUCAGGGCAACCCAGUCCUUCCUCCGUGAUUGAGGAGCUUCAAGGUCGUUUCCAGAACUCAUCCCGGUUGAGAGACAAAAGACCCAUUUUGAAGAAUGGUCCAAUAAAUCAAGACUACUCUUCACCAGUGUACCAUCGACGAACUGCCACAGCCAUUUCUACAUCGACAACCUCGUUGUCCACAAAACCCCAUCAUCAAUCUGAAUUGACGCUUCCAACGACUACCUCAGCCGAAAUUAUCUUCGAACCUCCUACACGAGCAAUGAAUACCGCAAUGACUGUGAAAAUGGACUCCAAUGGAAAAAUGAGAGCUGGAGGUAAAAUGUGA
Messenger RNA from Rodentolepis nana, 459 nucleotides. The record is from the annotation of a GenBank genome assembly. NCBI's taxonomy places the organism in Eukaryota, Metazoa, Platyhelminthes, Cestoda, Cyclophyllidea, Hymenolepididae.